Mya arenaria is the source of this 1958-nucleotide messenger RNA. Its product is annotated as reticulophagy regulator 3-like. Bases 246 to 1706 code for a protein of 486 amino acids. The transcript has 8 exons. The record is from RefSeq and is a predicted model, not a curated record. Lineage: Eukaryota; Metazoa; Mollusca; Bivalvia; Myida; Myidae.
GAAAGUACGCGAAGUGUUCCGAGUGAUAAAAACUGUCAACAAAAACUCUUGUUAAUAAAAGUACGUUUACUAAGUUCCAAGCGUCUGGCUGACGAAUUGAAUAUUGACAUAGUCAAGAUGACACUCAAUGUGUGACAUAUCAAGCUUAUUUCCCCAUGAACCAAUUAUGAUUCAUUCAUCAAUUUGUCAUUAAUCGGUCCAGCCCAAUGUGACCUGCUGACCUACCUUUAGGAAAGGUAAAGACAAUGGAAAGGACAGGGGAGCAAAAAGCUGGUGAAAGAGUUCCGAGGCUUGCAGAACAUUUAAAUGAAACCCUUAGUCCAUUUGAACCUACGAUCAUGAAGGUUCAGAGUUUACUUGUUUGGGAAAAGCCAGUAAAAAGUGCAAUUAUGAUUGCCAUUGUUCAUGGAAUAUUUUGGUUUUUCCUAUAUGGCGGUUGUCGGUUCUUCUCAACUCUGAGCACAGUUAUCAUGGUGCUGUACUUUCUUAGAACAUGGAAGAAGAAAAUAUGGCCAGAAAUAAGACUUCCACCGAAGAUCCCUGACAUGGAUGAAUGGACACCAGUCCACCCGCGGCUGUUGAGUGUUCCGGAGCUGUCCCAGUAUGUGGCCAGCCAAAUCUAUUACCUGGAGAACUGUGCAAGAUGGUGGACCACUCUUCGCAAAGAGAGACCAUUGAAGUUCUGUAUAGAGACCUGUUUUAUAUGUGGCUGUCUGGCAAUGCUGGGUCACUACAUCUCUGGAGGAAUGCUUUCAUAUAUCAUCAUUAUGAGUGGGAUUCUAUGGCCAUGCCUACAGUACCAUAACCUUCUGAAGAAAUUCUACAUGAAGUUUGAGCCAUACUUUAUGAGGCUGGAUUACUCUAUGAAGGUUAAAAGCAAGUGGAGAUUUGAGGGAGACAAAGCCCCAAUUUUGAUCAAUGAGAACACCGAUGACGAGGGUCACCUGGCCACAUCCCAAUGUGCUGACAAUGAGAGUGAUUUGGAAGAUUUCUAUCCAACGGACCCUGCCCUUUCGGCAGCCCUUGCCCGGGCGAUAACAGACAGUGAAGAUGAAGGAGGGACUCCCAAUAUGCCUCUCACACCCAGAAUGUCUAAGGAACCCUCAGUUGCCAAUAGUGAUGAAGAAAACAAUGUCACAGAUGACACUGUGAAUGACUUUACCCCCAGUAUUGACAUCAUGCCUUCCUUUGAGGAUUCACUCGACCACACUGACGACGAGUUACUGGGCAUUCCUGAUGAAAGGAAGCCACCACGGAUCAGUCGAGAAAGUUCUGCAGACAGUAUGAGAUUUAUUCCUUCACACUUUGAAGAUUCAGACAUUGAUGAAGGUGACCAGAUGGUGCCGGGACGUGUUGAAAUUGAUACAGACGCUGCUGCACGUGAAAUUGUAUCUCAAGCCUUUGCUUCAGUGAUGGGCUCGGCAAUUAAGAGUUCUUUUCUUGGACAACUUCAGAAUCUUCAGAAUCUUGCCUCUGGUGAUACGGAUCAGAAUACUGGUAAACGUCAAGCUUCUAGGGAGACUGAAGAGAGAUUUGCAAGCACCUAUAGUGAUUCAGAGGAUGAAACUUUGGCAUUAAGCGAUCAUGCUCGAAGAGACGUUCAUAAGGAAAAGAAGGAUGCACAUGAUGAUACAGCAAGUUUGGACAUUGAAGAAGAAUUUGACUUCCUUGAUGAAUAUGAACUAGGAAGCAGCGUAGAGAAAUGAUUCUGGUUAAACUAUAUGUUUUAGAACUGCAUUUGUAGUCAAGAAGAAGGAUAAAAUAACAAGGUUUCUUUUCUGAACAACGGUAUGUAUGUGUGUGAAUUGCACAGACAUUGUUGUGGUCAUACAAUUUACUUUGAUGCAGAAAGUAACCAUUUUUGGUUGUUUAAUUAUUGAGGUUUGGUAUAAGCUUUUGAAAAGUAACCCCAAUUUUAUAGUUAUGUUUGUAAGAAAAGAUAAAAAAUUUAAAAAUUC